AGUGUAAUAUAAGCAAAAGUUAUUGAGUAAUACAUUAUUGCAUUGACGGUCAUAUUUUUUUAUGCGCUGGCUGGAAGUCUUCAGGUAAAGCAGGGAUGAUUUUUAUUUUAUUUUGUUGUCACCAACAGGGAACUGAAAUAGACUAGAGCCGGGUUAAGUUUCUCUUAUUGAAAGACCUGAUUUGUACAGAAACAAGAAAGAGAGAGUUUCUAUCAAAGAACAAGAGCGAUAAUCAAUUGGGGAUUUUAUUCAUUUUAGGUUGGAAAUCUAGAUGGGCUGAUAUCUGACGUGGUUCAAUAUUCAGCUGUUGUUGAAAGAAGUUCAUUUAAAACAAACUCGGAAGCCAAAGCUGCAUUUACGUCAAUAUUUCAGAGCACUUUCACUAAGGAAAGGACUACUGGUUUAUGAGGUCAGCAUUGAAUGGAAGGCCAAUAACGUUCAGAAGCUUUCAAUUUCCGUUAAUCAAGAACUCCACUAACCUUAGAUUAAAAAAGUGAAUAGGAUAUUACAGUGGACAAAUAGGAUGAUCCAGUGAAAACGUGGUCACCAAAGAGAUCGAAUUUCCAUUCUCAUUAGUUGCUGUAGUUCAAGUAAUUCACUAGACGAGCUUUUAAAACGCAGAUGUAGAAUGCUGAAUCAGACGGGCCACAACCUCACCCACAAAGCCACACCAAGUUAUGAAGAUGAGAAGUUGUUUGACAUCCCAGCCACUUGGAUAAUAAUUUUGACCAUAAUAAUGGUCAUUGCUCAAAUUUCAACACUCAUUGGCAACGCUAUAGUAAUCAUUGUCUUUGCAACAAGUGAUGUUCUAAAAUCAUCUGUUAAUAAUCAUUUUCUAGUGAGCUUGGCUGUUGCGGAUCUUUUGGUAGGGAUCCUUGUCAUGCCUUGUGCAAUAGAUGCCCUCAGAGUGCAGACCUGGCGGUGCGGAUCCUACAAAUACUUUAACGCAUUUGGAAACUUCUGUUUUUGCAUCUCGUCAAUCAUGCACUUGAUGAUCUUAUCAGUCGACAAGUAUUUUGCAAUAGCAAGGCCACUAAAAUACCCUCAAGUCAUAACUCAAGGAAGGGCAUAUAUAGUUUGUAUUGUACUAUGGGUAUACUCCGGUUUUUGGGCAUUACUACCCUUAAUAGGGGUCAGCUCCUACGAGUGUUUCAUUCCCUAUAUAGGAUUUUGCGCAUCAAAAGACUGGUCAAUGAAAGGAUUAAACUUUGCAUUUGCUAUAUCUGUGGUCAGUGGAACAUACGGUKUGGCUUUGAUAGUUAUGUUUGUAAUUUACUUUAAAAUUGCAAGGAUUAUCCAACAACAAACGAAAAGAAUAGGAAUCGUUGUGACAGACAGAAAUGACACCCAAGACGCCAUUCAAAACACGCAAACUAGCAAACCCAAUCUGAUCAAACGCUACAGAGGUGUAUUUACAUUGAUAACUCUGAUCAUAACCUAUUUAAUCUGCUGGUCGCCAUUCUGUGUCAUGUUGUUUAUUGAGAUCGGCAUGGCAAGGAAGAUGGAAGGGGCUGCAUCGAUGAUUGGUAUGCUCGUAGGUUUUAUAAACAGUUGCUGUAAUCCCAUAAUCUAUUGGGCACWGUACAAAAGGUUUCGUAGAGCUGUCUCAAGACUCUUGCGAAAGGGAUUAUUAUUUCUACCAGUGUCUAUGGACAGUAAUAAUGUGCACUCGCUGUCCCAUACACAGGGUGAAAAUACAGGUAGAUCUAUCCAGGUAAACAGGAUAGUAGCAGACAAACCGACAAUCACAGAUGUGAAGUACACCAUUAAUGCAAUAUAUAUAAAUAACUAAUGGAAUUCAAUUGUGGGAAAUUUCGAAUAGCCACUUCGUAUAAGGCCAAAACAUUUUUUAAACUUUCGAAAUGAAACGCAAUGCGUCCGUUCAGCCUGCAAAAAGAACAGUUUCUAACACAAUCUUCAUCAAACCUAAAUAUGUCCAUCGAUGGUUUCAAGUUGGCUUUUGAAGAUAGGCGAGUUCCGAACGUUAAGUCAACUAAAAUGGUAUUCUUUAGUUAACGAUAAAAUCCUGACAUAGAUAUUAAUUUGUUAGUGGAAGAGCUCGGAAGGGGGGUGUCACACCUCCCAGGGUAGAACAGGUGAUUUUUAAGAGAGAAUCUUUUGGAAGAGCAUAUAUACCAAGUGAAAUAUCCAUGAAUUUACUGAACGUUGUCAUUCAGUUAUAUCACAUUAAACAAAAUUAAUAAUGAUUUUAUUUUUU
This is a messenger RNA of Actinia tenebrosa (Australian red waratah sea anemone), 2218 nucleotides long. RefSeq names its product beta-2 adrenergic receptor. Gene Ontology annotation, biological process: G protein-coupled receptor signaling pathway. Gene Ontology annotation, molecular function: G protein-coupled receptor activity. Lineage: Eukaryota; Metazoa; Cnidaria; Anthozoa; Actiniaria; Actiniidae. The record is from RefSeq and is a predicted model, not a curated record. Gene Ontology annotation, cellular component: membrane.